This is a messenger RNA of Colletotrichum chrysophilum, 969 nucleotides long. RefSeq lists its product as uncharacterized. The coding region runs from base 1 to 969 and encodes 322 amino acids. NCBI's taxonomy places the organism in Eukaryota, Fungi, Ascomycota, Sordariomycetes, Glomerellales, Glomerellaceae. The record is from RefSeq and is a predicted model, not a curated record. The transcript is spliced from 2 exons.
AUGGCAUCCGCAUCAGAACAGCUGGUUCCCUUCAACGAUGCGACCCAAGUAACAAAAGUAGACUCAAAUGUCUACCUCGCCAAUCUUGCAUCUGCCUGGUGCAUAGGCUCAGUACCCAACGGCGGCUACGUCGCCUCCGUCAUCCUCCGCGCCGCGUCCCUCCACCUCGCCGCGCGCGGCCAGCCGGACACCAUCUCGGCUCACUUCGAGUACCCAAACCGCACGGAGGUCGGGCCGGCCAUCCUCAUCGUCGAAGAGGUAAAACUCGGCCGCAACCUGUCAACGGUGCACAUCACCCUCUACCAGCACGAGCUCCUGCAGUCCGCGCCGUGGUUCAGCGCCAAGUCACGCAGAAAUGUCCUCGCCUACCUCACCAACGCGCGCAUCAGCCUCGAAAAGGGCCUCUCCCUCGACAGCGGGUGGACGAUGGCGCCCCCGCUGAAGCCGGUGGACUUCGCCGCGCUCGGCCUGGACAAGGACCCCCACUGGUUCCGCCGUGACAAGAUGACGGCCCGCGCCGUGUCGUUCGCCCGCGCGCACAACAACCUCGAGCACUACGUCCCGCGCGAGGGUGUGCGCCGCGGCAUGGCGGACAUGUGGCUGCGCUUCAAGGCCGGGCAACGGUUCACGAACGCGUCGCUGGGCUACAUUGCCGAUGCGUAUCCGACCAUCGUCGAGGCGUGGCGGCCACGGCGCGGCGAGCAACAGACGCCGUUCCGGUCGGAUGAGAUGUUUUGGUAUCCCACGCUGUCGCUGAAUCUCGACGUGAAGAGGGCGCUGCCAGAAUACGGCGUCGAGUGGCUGUUUAUCAGGUGUUUAGCGAAGGUCAUUCAGAACGGAAGACUAGACCUAGAGGUGAUCAUCCUAGAUCAGGACCAGAACGUGGUGGCUUUGAGUAAUCACGUCAAUAUGGUCUUGUCGGCUGAGCGAAAUCUCAUGGACCGGAGUCACUCGAAGGAGAAGUUGUAG